Molecule: messenger RNA, 653 nt
Organism: Drosophila mauritiana
Lineage: Eukaryota; Metazoa; Arthropoda; Insecta; Diptera; Drosophilidae
Product: dynein light chain roadblock-type 1
Exons: 1
Coding region: 91-396 (101 amino acids)
Biological process (GO): microtubule-based movement
Cellular component (GO): cytoplasm; cytoplasmic dynein complex; centrosome
Molecular function (GO): dynein intermediate chain binding
Source: RefSeq, a predicted model, not a curated record
AUCGAUCGUCUCAAAAAUAUUCAUUUCUGUCCUACAAAUUCAACAGGGAAGUCAGCUUAAUAACAGUCGCAAGCCAAAAAAAAAAAAAUAAUGAAUCGCAUUCUCGAGAAGGUGAUUCACCAGAAUGGAACCAUCGUGGAUCGCAUUCUAUCGGAACAUACUAUUGGGUAUGUGGUGUCCGAUAACACAGCCAAUGCGGUGGCCGAAACGUCCUUCGAUAACACAAGUGCCCAGGCGAUCCUGAAGCACUUACAUGGACUCCUGGUGAGCACCUGCCAAAGCGUAGUCCGGGACAUUGACCCGUCCAACAAACUCUGCUUCAUGCGCCUGGCCACUCGCAAGUUCGAGUAUCUGGUGGCCCCCGAGGAGUACUUCACUAUUACAGUGGUUCAAUAAAAUGACAAGACUAUUGCUACAGAAGAUUCAUGCAAGUUGAACGAUUUCGGAAGAAACACAGUUAUUGCUGCAAAACCUAAAAUUAAACUAGACAUUUUAGGAGCGAUUUCCUACAACUGGGUCAAGUUUUUAGGAAAUUGGUUCCUAAAAUAUGAAGGUAUUUCAAAACAUACACGAAUCUACAAGGAAUUUAAUGUUACGAAGACAGCAUACAAAUAUCAACCAAAACAAAAAUAUAGGAUGAUCUUAGCAAAUUA